Ostreobium quekettii is the source of this 1605-nucleotide messenger RNA. NCBI's taxonomy places the organism in Eukaryota, Viridiplantae, Chlorophyta, Ulvophyceae, Bryopsidales, Ostreobiaceae. The record is from the annotation of a GenBank genome assembly.
AUGAUGGAUGCCUUUAGGGAGGACGAGGAUUACAAGGCAAGGGUGGUUGCUGCUUUGGAAAAUGCAGAGGAGGAUGAGGACAAGUUGAUUGAAGAACGGCGCCGCAGGCGGCAGGAGAUCCUCAACAAGCACAGGCAGGAAGGCGAUGGGCAGGAGGAUAUCCGCCAGGAAGCAGCAGCUCAUCUGACGCCUGACGUGGUCCAAAGGCUGGACACACCGCCAACAGGCCGCACAUCCCCCGCAGCCUCCGACAGCAUCGUCUCGGCCACCCCCCCUCCUGACCGGCACCUGCUGGUCCAAGAGCUGGGGGCUGCUGCUGCAGCGGGGGGCUCUGGCCCACACGAACAGAACAGCCCCCCGGAGGACCAGAGCUCAGGCGAAGCCGCUGACACGACCCAGAUGCUCGAGGAGAAGGGCACCACAUCCACAGGGCUCGAUGCAGAGGACAUCUUCUGCGACGCGCCUGUUGGCAAAGGGGAUGGUGGUGCAGAGGGCAAAGCUGCUCGCAAGGCAUCUGCUGGCAAGGGGCUGGCUGACGCAUAUGACGACCCUGACGGCUACUACAACUUCCAGUUCGGAGAGAUCAUUGGGCAGCGCUACGAGGUGUUUGCGAGCAAGGGGCGGGGGGUGUUCAGCACGGUUGUGCGCGCUUGGGACAGGUCAAGGAGGAACGGGGAGGGCAGGCACCGGGAGGUGGCGAUCAAGAUCCUUCGGUCCAAUGAUGUGAUGAAGAAGAGCGGCCAGGCUGAGGAGCAGAUCCUGAAGCUGCUGGCAUCCACGGACCCUGAUGACAGGCGGCACUGCAUUCGGCUCCUGAGCUCCUUUGAGCACCGGGGCCACCUCUGUUUGGUGUUCGAAGUCAUGGAAAUGAACCUCCGCGAACUGACGGCGAAGUUUGGCCGCAAUGUGGGCCUUAAUAUCAAUGCUGUGGGCCACUACACAGCGCAGCUGCUGGAUGCACUGCGGCACCUCAAGGCGAACGAGAUACUGCAUGCAGAUAUCAAGCCAGACAACAUACUUGUCAACGACAAGUUCUCGAAAGUCAAAAUCUGCGACUUUGGGAGCGCGAUGGCCUCUGGGGAUGCCGAGGUGACGCCCUACCUUGUGAGCCGCUUCUACAGGGCCCCCGAGAUCAUACUGGGCCUGCGAUAUGAUUACCCGAUGGACUUGUGGUCAGUUGGCUGUGUCGUGUACGAGCUGUUCACUGGCAAGAUCUUGUUCCCUGGGAAGUCGAACAACGAGAUGCUGAAGCUGAUGAUGGACGUGAAAGGACCCUUCCCAAAGAAGAAGUUGAAGAAGGGGAGAUUCCAUGAGGAGCACUUUGAGAGCGACCCCAACAUGUCCUUCAUUCAGGUCGAUACUGACCCAGUGACCAAGAAGCCGAUCAAGCGUCUCAUCGUCAACCCCACUGUGAAGAAGGAUUUCAAGGCACUGCUGCUUCAGAAUGCUGGGGACUCGGACCGUGAGCUGGUGCUGCUGCUGGCCGACCUUCUGGACAAGAUGAUGGCCCUGGACCCGGAGCAGCGGAUCGACCUUGAAAAAGCCCGCAGGCACCCCUUCCUAAAGAAGAUCCUCCAAAAGGCGGUCAAGGGCACGACCAACUAG